Sphaeroforma arctica JP610 is the source of this 1002-nucleotide messenger RNA. RefSeq lists its product as hypothetical. NCBI's taxonomy places the organism in Eukaryota, Ichthyosporea, Ichthyophonida. Gene Ontology annotation, molecular function: GPI-anchor transamidase activity. Gene Ontology annotation, cellular component: GPI-anchor transamidase complex. The transcript is spliced from 6 exons. Gene Ontology annotation, biological process: protein localization to cell surface; proteolysis; attachment of GPI anchor to protein. Bases 1 to 1002 code for a protein of 333 amino acids. The record is from RefSeq and is a predicted model, not a curated record.
AUGCACCAAUGUAUAUGGGUACUGGCAGCACUGCUGUGCGCGAUACCUGCCUUGACAGAGAUAUCCCCCGAGAAUACUUCUACACACACGAAUAACUGGGCUGUAUUGGUGUGCACAUCACGGUUCUGGUUCAAUUAUAGACACAUUGCGAACACUCUGUCCUUCUACUACAUGGUAAAGAAAAUGGGUAUUCCGGAUAGUAAUAUAAUACUGAUGCUGCCCGACGACAUCGGCUGCAAUCCUCGCAACCCCUUCCCAGCCCACGUGUUCAACAACGCAGCUCACAAACUCAACGUAUAUGGCAGUAAUGUCGAGGUGGACUAUCGAGGAUACGACGUAAGCGUGGAGACCUUUAUCCGUCUUAUGACUGACAGGCUGCCCGUGGGCACCCCGCAGUCGAGACGACUACGUACGGACAAGGAUAGCAACCUGUUGGUAUUCCUUACUGGUCAUGGGGGUGACGGCUUCAUCAAGUUUCAAGAUGCCGAAGAGCUUACUAGCCAAGAUGUAGGGGACAUCUUCCAGCAGAUGCAUGAGAAGGGGCGCUACAAUGAAGUGCUGUUCAUGGUGGAUACGUGUCAGGCGGCCACACUCUAUGACCACGUGCGCUCUCCAAAUAUAGUCAAUGUGGCAUCGAGUGUUCUGGGGGAAAGUUCCUAUUCGGUCAAAGUGUCCGAUUUCUUCGGUGCAGUCCGACAGGCGCAAGUGUCCUUUGCACACACACACACAGCUACGCCGAACAAGCAGGACGAUAGCGUCAACAAAGAAUACGUUGACGUGCAGGUGCACAAUACGGUACAUGACUCAAACCCAGCCCAACACUCUGGCCAUCAAUGCUCAGCAGACACUGUUGCCAACGCAAGUGACAGUUCGGUACGUGCGAACCUGCUCACCGCUUACUCUGUCCAGAGCAAGAGCCAAUGGGCUGCGUCGCUAACUGUUGUGGGUGGUAUGGUAGGCCUGUUCAUAGUUGCGGCGGCUCUCGACACCCACGUGUUCUGA